UUUUGAUUUCAUUUAAUUCAAUACAAAAAUUGUAAUAUGGAGCUUUACGAAAAUAGAAGUUCAACCGUUGAGUUUGACCCUAUGUGUGAUAAGGAAAACCCUCAAAGGAUAUCGUUUGAGGACGUAUCGGCUGCCGCAUUCAGAAUUCAAAGUGGAAUUACUAAAACGCCAUGCGUGAAAUCUCACAUGUCCUCGAUAUACGGUAUGGACAUUUAUCUCAAGAAUGACUUCCUACAAUAUACUGGAAGUUUCAAAGAGAGAGGAGCACGAAACGCAUUGCUUCUCCUAUCACCGGAGGCCAAGGAACGCGGUGUAAUAUCAGCUUCACUGGGAAACCAUUCCCAGGGUCUCAGCUACCACGCAAAGCAACUAAACAUUCCUGUAACUGUGGUCAUGCCGAACGUAGCUCCAAUCAUGAAGAUAGAGAACUGUCGGUCAUAUGGAGCGAAUGUCAUCAUACAUGGCCAUGAUAUGAAAGAGGCGAAGUACUACGCCAUGAUGUUGGCUAAAGAGAAAGGACUAGUAUAUAUUAACGGUUACGAUCAUCCUCACAUUAUGGCUGGUCAAGGGACUGUAGCCUUGGAAAUAUUGGAGCAAGUUCCAGACAUUGAUGCAGUGCUGGUACCAGUAGGAGGCGGUGGACUUCUAGCAGGUGUGGUCACAGCAGUAAAACAUCUUAAGCCACAUGUUCUUAUUUAUGGUGUAGAAACUGAAAAAUGCCCGAGCAUGGAGGUUGCUUUAGAGAAAGGGGAACCAGUGAGCGUUGAAAUACGUUCAACAUUAGCAGACGGUCUUGCAGUGUCUACAGUUGGGUAUAAUGCGUUUGCAACCGUCAAGUCACUUAUUGACAGAAUGAUAACUGUAAACGAGGAUUGGAUCGCUCGGGCUAUCCUACGCCUUGCGGAACAAGAAAAGUACGUGGUAGAGGGCGGUGGAGCCGUCGGGGUUUCCGCUAUAAUGGCGGGUCAUGUGCCAGAGUUGGCUGGCAAAAAAGUAGUAUGUAUCUUAUCUGGUGGUAAUAUUGAUACGACGAUCUUCGGCCGUUGCCUGGAACGUGGUCUUGCAGCAGAACAACGUCUCGUCAAGUUCAAAGUGACCGUGAGCGAUCGUCCCGGAGGAAUCGCGGAACUCUGCAAGCUCAUUGCGUCUAUCGGCGUCUCCAUCAAGGACAUAAUACAAGAACGCGCUUGGGUGUAUGGAGACAUAUUUAGUGUUCGGGUGAAAGUAGUAUGCGAAACUCGAGGUCCAGAACACAUGAACCAACUACGUUCAAUGAUCACUAAUACUUAUAAAGAAUGGUACUUCUCUCGGGAGCCGGAAGAUUGCUCAAGCAAUCGGAGGCCGAGCACAGACUCGCUGGAUGAUGUUUCAAAAUAAUUUUACGACUAAAAAAAUAUAGUUUAUUGAUAUUUAUCACGUCAUAAAUAUUAAUUAUUGUUACCUUUAUUACGGAUCACCAUUUGGAAUUUAAAGUAUUACUAUAAAGUUACAUUUGUGAUGAUUAUUCAUCCUCAUGAAUUGGACGAUAUUGCAAGGGGUACCUUUCGCAUGAUAUCAGUCUUUUUAUAAUAAACUAGCUACACGUCGCAAC
Messenger RNA from Vanessa atalanta (red admiral), 1591 nucleotides. Its product is annotated as L-threonine ammonia-lyase-like. The record is from RefSeq and is a predicted model, not a curated record. Lineage: Eukaryota; Metazoa; Arthropoda; Insecta; Lepidoptera; Nymphalidae. The transcript is spliced from 9 exons. Bases 37 to 1377 code for a protein of 446 amino acids. Gene Ontology annotation, molecular function: L-serine ammonia-lyase activity; threonine deaminase activity. Gene Ontology annotation, biological process: L-serine catabolic process; L-threonine catabolic process.